Hyaena hyaena (striped hyena) is the source of this 1327-nucleotide messenger RNA. RefSeq names its product serine dehydratase like (gene SDSL). Gene Ontology annotation, biological process: L-serine catabolic process; L-threonine catabolic process. The record is from RefSeq and is a predicted model, not a curated record. The transcript has 8 exons. Bases 58 to 1047 code for a protein of 329 amino acids. Lineage: Eukaryota; Metazoa; Chordata; Mammalia; Carnivora; Hyaenidae. Gene Ontology annotation, molecular function: L-serine ammonia-lyase activity; threonine deaminase activity.
AUACCAAGGGUGGCUCUGUGGGGUCUCAUUUAACUCUCGAACCGCCAGGCUAUCAGAAUGGAGAGCUCCCUGACUGAGUGUGCUAAGGGUGAGCACUUCCACACGGUCACUCCUCUGCUGGAGAGCUGGGCACUAUCCCAGGUGGCAGGCACGACUGUGUUCCUCAAGUGUGAGAACGUGCAGCCUGCUGGCUCCUUCAAGAUCCGGGGCAUUGGGCAUUUCUGCCAGGAGAUGGUCAAGAAGGGAUGCAGACAUUUGGUGUGCUCCUCAGGGGGCAACGCAGGCAUUGCUGCUGCUUAUGCCGCUCGGAAGCUGGGCGUCCCUGCCACCAUUGUGCUACCUGAGGGCACCUCCCAGCAUGUGGUGAGGAGGCUGCAGGGGGAGGGGGCUGAAGUUCAGCUGGCUGGAAAGGUCUGGGACGAGGCCAGUCUGAAGGCGCAAGAGUUGGCUAACAGGGAUGGUUGGGUGAACGUCCCUCCAUUUGACCACCCCCUGAUCUGGGAAGGCCAUGCCAGCCUGGUGCGAGAGCUGAAGGCAGCACUGGGGACCCCACCAGGGGCCCUGGUGCUGGCAGUAGGCGGUGGAGGGCUCCUGGCUGGCGUGGCAGCUGGCCUGGUAGAGGUGGGCUGGCAGCAUGUGCCCAUCAUCGCUGCAGAGACCCAAGGGGCACACUGUUUCAAUGCAGCCGUCAAGGCAGGCAAGCUAGUCACACUGCCAAACAUCACCAGUGUGGCCAAGAGCCUUGGUGCCAAGACUGUGGCCGCGAGGGCCCUGGAGUGCACGAAGGAGCUGGAGAUCUUGUCUGAGGUGGUGGACGAUGCCCAGGCUGUGAGCGCUGUGCAGAAGUUCCUGGAUGACGAGUGCAUGUUGGUGGAGCCAGCCUGCGGGGCAGCUCUGGCUGUCAUCUACUCAGGCCUCCUGGGGAGGCUCCAGGCUGAGGGCUGCCUGAGCCCCUCUCUGGCCUCGGUCGUGGUCAUUGUGUGUGGAGGCAACAGCAUCAAUAGUCAAGGGCUGCAGGCUCUGAAAGCCCAGCUGGGGCAGAACUGAGGGCUCCUCGUCUGGAUGGACACACCUGCAGCUGGCUGAGGGGCGUCCGUGUUCGUGGAUGACCGUGGAAGCUGGCUGCCAGCUUCCUCCUACAGGAAGCCCUCCUGCUCCCUGUGGCUCCCCCGCAGCCCCGACCAAUCAACACUUUCUGGGUGUGAUUUGUAAUACGGGCUGGCCCAAUUUUCUUGCUCCAUGAGCUCACGGAAGACACACGGCAACCUGGAGGCUGGCUCUGUGGUGAAGCGCCUCUUGCUACAUCACAGGGCUUGGGCGAUAACUC